AUGAAUUUUAGUGGUCAUGCAAUAAAAAAAAUAGCGGAUAAAGCUAAUAUUCAAACUAGCAAUAUUAUUAUUGUUCAUGAUGACCUAGACAAUUUACCAGGAAGAUGUAAGAUCAAAUAAGGAGGAAGUGCAGAAGGGCAUAAUGGGUUGAAAUCCAUUAUCUAAUAUAUGGAUGAUAAAUUCAUUAGAUUAAAAAUUGGAAUAGGAAGACCUAAUUCAAAAGACCCUGCAAUUGUUAGUGAUUAUGUGAUGAGCAAAUUAGAUUAUGAACCAUCAUAACAAGCAUUCAAAUAAGGAAUCAUGCUUGUAAGACAACUCUUUAAAUUUUGA
Molecule: messenger RNA, 330 nt
Organism: Paramecium octaurelia
Lineage: Eukaryota; Ciliophora; Oligohymenophorea; Peniculida; Parameciidae
Source: the annotation of a GenBank genome assembly